Molecule: messenger RNA, 3358 nt
Organism: Nerophis lumbriciformis (worm pipefish)
Lineage: Eukaryota; Metazoa; Chordata; Actinopteri; Syngnathiformes; Syngnathidae
Gene: slc2a10
Product: solute carrier family 2 member 10
Biological process (GO): circulatory system development; D-glucose transmembrane transport
Cellular component (GO): membrane
Molecular function (GO): D-glucose transmembrane transporter activity
Source: RefSeq, a predicted model, not a curated record
AGGCAGCGACAGCAAACGACUUUAUUUAAUUUAAGAUAAGUUCUUUAUUGAUAAUUAUUCGACGAGUCGUUACCCAUUAAAGUUGUUGUUUUGAGUCCAAACAGGGUGGAAAGAUUUACAAAAGCUAAGUGAAAGAAUUUAAUUUUUGGCGUAUUGUAUUAUAUACAGUUAUAUUUGAUGUGGACCUAAAACAUGAAUAGAGAAAAAACACGUGCAGGUUUUACUUUCUACACUUUAACUCAACAAACUUUUAUCAGAGUAAUUUUCCUAUUUUGACUUUAAGCCAAGUGAGGCUUUUGUGUACUUAAUACAUGUACAAGACUGGUAAAAACAAAUAUUUAAUUAUUCGCAUCCUGUUGUGCCGCCGGGCAUAGGUGACGUCACAACUCCACAGUUUACCCCAAUCCCCCCCUUCCUAACAAAACCACCUUCUUUUCUUCUCUUUUUUUCUGCAACCUGACACGUCUGCCACGUCCAAACUUCCCGGAACGCCAGGAGGAAGCUCUGAGCAAAACCUUUUGGACGUUAAGCUGAACCUCAGAGACAUGGCAGAAGAGCACAGAUAAAACAAUGGGUUGCUCUCUCCUCCUGUUGGCCAGCACCGUGUCCGGUCUGGGAGGUCUGCUCUAUGGUUAUGAACUGGCCAUUAUCUCCGGUGGUUUGCUCCAGCUCAAGGCGCAGUUCCACCUCACCUGCGUCCAGCAGGAGGUGCUGGUCAGCUCUUUGCUGGUCGGCGCACUACUGUCCUCCCUGGUGGGAGGAACCUUGAUCGACCGCUAUGGCCGUAGAAAGUCCAUCCUCCUCAGUAACGCCCUGAUGCUGACUGGUAGCCUCAUCCAGCUAAUCAGCUCCUAUCCUGCGCUGCUGUGUGGCAGGUUCACAGUGGGCGUGUCCAUCUGUCUGUCCUCGAUGUCCUGCUGCAUAUUUGUGUCGGAGAUGGUCACCCCCGAGCGUAGGGGAUUCCUGGUAACCCUGUACGAAGCUGGGAUUACUGUGGGCAUCCUGGCAGCCUACACCAUGAACUACAUCCUGUUUGACUUGGAGAGGGGCUGGACGUGGAUGUUUGGCCUGGCUGUCGUACCAACCUUGGUUCAGCUUGUGGCUAUAUGCUUCCUUCCGUCCAACACUGGCAGAAACGAGUGCGACUUAGACCUUACCACUAACACAGAUACCCAAGAAGAAUGUGAGUCGAAGGAACAGGCGCAGUAUGAUAUCAGGUAUCUUUUCAAGCGCAAAGACAACAUGAGGAGCCGCACCGUGGUCGGGCUGGGACUGGUGCUUUUCCAGCAGUUCACAGGACAGCCCAACGUUCUCUUCUACGCCUCCACCAUCUUUCACUCAGCCGGCUUUCAGAGCGCAGACUCCGCGGUACUAGCCACUGUUGGCGUUGGUCUGGUCAAAGUGCUGGCGACGUUCAUCUCCAUGGUGUGUUCCGACAGAGUGGGAAGGAGGCCUCUGCUCAUCAGUGGAUGUUGCGUCAUGGCGUUGGGUCUCAUAACCAUUGGACUUCUUAGCGGAUAUUCAGUGAAAGACACUCAGGGGCCUUGUAACAUAGACCGCGUCAUCGACAACAGAACGGGUCAGUUCCAGUUUACCGAUGGGAACCAUACGCUUUUGAACGCACCACUGGGCGAGACCAACACAGUCCAAGAUGCCGCGGACCAAGAAACCCCAGAACCUCUGGAAUUUGCAAUGGAAAGUUCUCCUAGUGUUCAGGAAAAGGUUUUCAACUGGAUCAUUCUUGUGUGCGUAAUGGCUGUUGUUGCGGCAUACUCCAUUGGAUUUGGACCAAUGACGUGGCUUCUCCUCAGCGAGAUCUUUCCCGCCGCAGUGAGAGGACGAGCGUUCGCACUCAGCAGCUGCUUCAACUGGAGCGCUCACCUCUUGGUCACCUUCACUUUCCUGGAUGUGUUCAAUGCAGUCGGUCUGGGCGGAACGUUCCUCAUGUAUGGUGUGAUCUCGGUGGUGGCCGCCAUUUUCUUCUACUUUCUGCUGCCAGAAACCAAAGGCAAGACGCUGGACCAGAUCAACAAGGAGCUGCGCUUCAACAGCCUUCAAAGAACCGCUGUGCUGAUGCUGCUGGGCUGCUACCGUCUCAAGAUGGCCGCUUAAAAGCAGGAAGCACCAGCGUUACCACACAAUGCAGAGAAGGUAGGGUAAAGAUAUGUUGACUGGGUGAAAGAAGGAGGCACCAGUUUGACUCCAGGAUACAGAGAAGGUAGGUAAUGUGCAGGUAAAGAUAUGUUGACUGGGUGAUGGCAGGAAGCACCAGUGUGACCCGAGGAUGCAGAGCAAGUAGGUAAUGUGCGGGUGAAGAUAUGUUGAAUGGGUAAAGGCAGGAAGCACCAGCGUGACCCCACUAUGCAGAGAAGGUAGGUAAUGUGCAGGUGAAAAAAUACACAAUAUUUUUUGUCUUCAAGAAACGCAUUCAACACAUUUAGUUGAAGAAAAAUGGAGAAAAGAAUGGGAUGGUCCAAUUUUCUUGGUCACAGAUAAUCAAACGGUGUUAUGAUUUUGAUAAAAUAACCUUUUGAUUUUCUAUUUAACUCUAUGGAAAAUGACUCACAAGGACGCUGGUUAAUAUUAAAUAUGAUUAUUCAGGGUCAAAAGAUGUGUGUUUUGAAUCUGUAUGGGCCAAAUGUUGAUGCAAUUCCCUAUAAUGACAAUGUGAAAUGGAAUUAAUUCAUUUUUGUCCUCACAAUUCUACACACAAUACCUUGUUGAACAGGUAAAGGCAGGAAACACCAACAAAAGUCGGUCCCGUCCAUCGCUGCUUGCAGCUUUAAUUUCAUUUUAAAUUUCAAAAGAGUUUUGUGGCUCCCAUUGUUUUCUUUAAUUUGUGAAACGGGUCAAAAUGGCUCUUUGAGUGGUAAAGGUUGCCGACCCCGUCCCAGUCUAUGAGCCAAUUCAAAUCUAGGCUAAAAACAUAUUUUUACUCCCUGGCGUUCAAAUCCAGUUAGGGAGGAUAUCUUGGUUGUUUUUAUUUCUUCUUUUGUACAUUUUUGAUUUAUUUAUUACAUUUUAGUAUUUUAGGUGAUAUAUUCUGCACUUCUUUUAAGGUAUGUUUUACUAAUGUGUUUUAUUCGUCCUUCCGUGUUACCAUGUAAAUGUGACCCCUUUUCUAAUGUCUGUACAGCACUUUGGCCAACUGGGCUUGUCUUUAAACGUGCUAUGUAAAUAAAAAAAAGUGAACUGAACUGAAAUAUGCCAUGAAAAAGCAGGAAACGAGGCGUUACGACAACUAGUCAACUUACACUGUCAAAUAUUGCACCUUGUUUUGUUUUUUUAUCUUCUACUUGUUGAAAUGUAUAUCAUGCCUAUUUAAUAAAUGUGUGCAGAUUGUGCACUCUGAUGCACA